Messenger RNA from Penicillium longicatenatum, 3357 nucleotides. RefSeq lists its product as uncharacterized. The transcript has 12 exons. Gene Ontology annotation, biological process: regulation of DNA-templated transcription; transmembrane transport. The coding region runs from base 1 to 3357 and encodes 1118 amino acids. Lineage: Eukaryota; Fungi; Ascomycota; Eurotiomycetes; Eurotiales; Aspergillaceae. The record is from RefSeq and is a predicted model, not a curated record. Gene Ontology annotation, molecular function: DNA-binding transcription factor activity, RNA polymerase II-specific; transmembrane transporter activity; zinc ion binding.
AUGAAACCGACCGUGCGUUCGCCUCUGCCUUAUGGAAAUGCUUGUGCCACCUGUGCUCGUGCCAAGUGUCGUUGCGUCCCCCGGAGUGGUGGCGGCCGCUGUGAAAGAUGCCAUCGUUUGGACAAGGAAUGCCGCGUUCCUCAGGGACGUCGCAAGACCCAGCCCCAGACCUUGUCCAGGUCGGUUCAACUGGAACGGAAAAUGAAUGGCUUGAUGUUGCUGCUGACCUCCUCCUCUGGCAGUCGGACGGACCUGCCAACGCCGGUUCACGGGCAAGCUGAGGCGCAGGGGAUGGGGCAAACUGAAGUCGAAUCAGAUAGUGAAGACGAAGAAACAUUAGCAAGUGAAGAAGAAUCUCUGCAUACUUUUCGAACUCAACGGCUGCAGUUCCUCCCUCUGAUCCACAUACCAGCCACAACGACCGUUCGUGAUCUAAAACGACAGUCACCAUUUCUGUGGCGUUGUAUUACGGCUGUGGAAAGUAAGCAUACAGCACGUCAAGCAGCCUUGUGCGUAACGAUCCGGGAGCUGGCGGGGAAGCGGCUGCUGGUUGACUGCGAUAAGUCCCUGGAUCUAUUGCAGGGAGUUUUGGUCUAUCUCGCAUGGGUCACUUUUCACAGCCAGCCGCAAAAGUCAUCCCUCUGUAUCUAUUCCCAGAUGGCGAUCGGGCUAAUCUUCGAGCUGGGCCUCAACAAGCCUGCGCCUCCGGAUCUUAGCAUGACAGUCUCGAACUCCAAUGCCGUAGGCCAUAUGCCGGGUUUGAAAGCAUCGAUUUCGACUCUGCGUACGAUGAAUGAACGCCGGGCAGUAUUGAGCUGCUUUGUGCUGACUUCGAUAAUCGCGCAGUUCCUGGGUCGAAUGGAUCCACUGCGAUGGACCCCGCAUAUGAAGGAAUGUCUUGAUAUCUUAGUGCACAGUGAAGAAUCGUCUGGUGAUGGGGUGCUAGUCCAGUUCACGCGCACCCGACUUCUCGCGGACCAGAUCUUUCAAGGUCCCUGGAGUGAGGGCUUGUAUGGCCUCAAUGCGGCGCAAACCCUAGCCGCCUUUCAUCUCAAGGCACUCCAGUCACGGUUGGAGACGAUCAAGGCUGAGAUUCCCAUUCAACUGGCUGACAACAAACCCAUUCUCUUUCAUUUAUACGACACUGAGCUUAGUCUUUAUGAGGUCGCCCUAGUAAAGCCCCUUGCAGACGAGGAAUUCAGCCCCCAGCGACUUGAUCACCUCUGCACCUGUCUCCACGUGGUGAAACAGUUUUUUGAUCUAUUUUUCACAAUUCCUCCGGCUGGAUACACGUCCCUGGCGCUCCCUUAUCUUACACAGGUGUCGCACUGCUUGGUAACCCUCUUCCGCCUCUCGACCUUAGACUACCCGGGAUGGGACAAGAGCGCGGUGAAAGGCGUGGUGGACAUACUUGUCAUUGCAGAGCAAAUUGCCACGCGCAUGAGCCAGGUGGCCGAUGCGGUUGGGAUGCGCAGUGAGGGGGCGUAUGGCGAUCCGUUCAGUAAAUUGGGGAUGAUGAUGCAGAAGCUUCGGAGUGAGUGGGCAGUACGUUUACCAGAGUUCCCGGAGGUGGUAGCCGACCAAAGCUCAGGAGAACCUUUCUUGUCAAGCAUGGAGAUGGGUGAUCUAGAUAGCUUUAUGAACUGGUCAGAGAUGGCGUGGUUGACGGAAGGGCGUCAUCACGCCGCCAACAUGAGCGAAGACAGGCAGCCACGUCUUCUGAAAUCCGAACCCACCCCCUGGGACCAUGAGAUAGAUGCAGAGAACCCCAAUGAAAGCGACGAGUACGAGCCCCAAUGGGUGGAGGGAAGGGCACUGGUGAUGGUGAUUGCAGGUAUCACGCUUGUCGUGUUUUUGAUGUUGUUGGAUAUGUCGAUUGUUUCGACGGCCAUUCCAAAAAUCACCAAUCAAUUUAACUCACUCAAUGAUGUUGCAUGGUAUGGGAGUGCGUAUACGAUCUCCAGUGCCGCUCUCCAGCCGCUGACCGGGAAAUUCUACACUUACUUCUCAUCGAAGUGGACAUUCCUCUCUUUUUUCAGCAUAUUCGAAGUGGGCUCCUUGAUUUGUGGGGUAGCCAACUCUUCCAAAAUGCUCAUCGUCGGCCGCGCGAUUGCAGGAAUGGGAUCAUCGGGCAUGCUGAACGGGGCGUUGAAUAUCCUGGCCGGUGCAGUGCCGAUCAAGAAGAGACCGGCGAUGAUUGGGAUCAUUAUGGGGGUUGGCCAACUGGGCUUGGUUGGAGGGCCUCUGGUUGGUGGUGCAUUUACGACUCACUCGACUUGGCGAUGGUGCUUCUAUAUGAACCUCCCCAUCGGGGCAUUGGUUGGUGCCCUUCUCCUCUUCACACGCAUCCCGGACCAAAAGCCAAAACAACCCGCCCGCGAGAACCUGCGUUCGGUCUUCCUGCAGAAAUUCGACCUAAUUGGGUUUGUGCUGUUCGCUCCGGCCUCGAUCAUGCUUCUUCUAGCGCUACAGUAUGGUGGGAAUGGCUAUUCAUGGAAUAGUGCGACAGUCAUUGGCCUGUUCUGCGGGUCAGUCGCGAAUUUCGUGGUCUUUGCCUUGUGGGAACGGCAUAUGGGCAUCGAGGCAAUGAUUCCGGGUCAUUUAGUCUGCGACCAGAUUGUCUUAUCCAGUAGUCUACUAUCGAUAAUGACCUUUGGGCUUACGAUGACUCUCUCAUACUACCUGCCUAUCUACUUCCAGUCCGUUCGGGGCAAGUCCGCCUGGGUAAGCGGUGUCAACUUGUUGCCAAACAUCCUAUGCCAGUUGGUCAUGGCCGUGGCGUCUGGGGUGUUGACCUCAAAGCUAGGUUACUAUCUUCCUUGGGGAGUUCUCGGGGCUAUUCUAGAUGCAGUGGGUAACGGCCUCCUCUCAACCCUGUCACCCACUACCUCGGUGCCCCCCUGGGCCGGCUACGAGUCACUAGUAGGAUUCGGUCGAGGUGCCAUAUCCCAAGUACCCAUGAUCGCCAUCCAAAACGCGGUCAAAGGUGAUGAUGUCUCCACUGCCAUGGCCAUGAUGACCUGUGCCCAGACCUUUGGUGGUUCCAUCUUCCUAGCCGUGGCGGAAGUUAUAUUCUCCCAGGGCCUUAGGACGAAUAUCCCCGAGUACGCCCCCUCUGUAAAUGCCGAAGCAGUCAUUCAGGCCGGGGCGACCGGAUUCCGCCAAGUGGUGUCGGCGCAGGAUCUGCCGGCAGUGUUGGUGGCUUAUUCGAAGAGUAUAGAUCAAGUUUUCUAUUUGAAUACCGCACUGUCCUGUGCGCAGUUUGUCUUCGCAUGGGGAGUUGGAUGGAGGAGUGUGAAGAAGGGGAAGGAGGCGAAGGAGAAGGAUGAGAACCAAUUAGUGGCAGAGCAGGCGUGA